AAACAGUUUGAGAAUCUUGUUUUCUUGUUGUUUUCAGGGUUUCUUCCUGACCGUUUCCCCAGAGUCCAUCCUGAAGGUGGCAAAGCACGCCUCUGAAAACAACAAACUCUUUGGCCUGAACCUCUCCGCUCCCUUCAUCAGCCAGUUCUUCAAGGAGCCCAUGAUGAAGGUCAUGCCGUACGUCGACAUCUUGUUUGGGAACGAGACGGAGGCGGCCACUUUCGCCAAAGAGCAAGGCUUUGAGACGGACGACAUUGCAGAGGUGGCGAGGCAGGCCCAGAGCCUGCCCAAAGUCAACAAGAAGAGGCAGAGAGUCGUGGUCUUCACCCAGGGCAAGGACGACACCGUGGCAACUGUUGGUGAGAAGGUGACCAUGUUCCCCGUGCUGGACAUUGACCAGAACGACAUAGUGGACACAAACGGAGCAGGAGAUGCCUUCGUGGGAGGUUUCCUGUCAGAGCUGGUGCAGGAGAGACCGCUGGAGGACUGCAUACGCGCCGGCCACUACGCAGCCAACGUCAUCAUCAGACGGGUGGGGUGCACCUUCCCAGAGAAGCCAGACUUCCACUGAUACGCUCCGUAUCCAAGCUCCGUAUCCAAGCUCCGUAUCCAAGCUCCGAGCAGCUUCAUGUCUUCUUUAUGAGACACCUGAAUUUUACGUUUGCCUGAACGUUGUGUAAAGUUUGUACAAUGACAGUAAUGCCACGAUGAAUGGAUCGUCGACAUUACUUGUAUGCAUUUAUUUUGGGAAGUUGUUUAAAAAAACAAAAACAAAGCAUUGGUCUUCUUCAGUAGGUAACUUCAUAAGCAACACGCCACUAGAUUUGUGUGCCAUAUAUUGGCAUUAUUAAAUGUCAUUUUCUGUACAGACCUUUAUUGCAAUAUAGGCUAUUUAUAGGUUACUGUGUCCAAUAAGUGAUCACUCUCACAUGAAGAGUGUGAGUCUGGAGAAAAAAAAUUGGUGUCUGCUGAAUGAAUAAAAUAAAUCUUAAAAUAAAAGAUCAAGUUUGUGUUACAGCG
Hypomesus transpacificus is the source of this 1020-nucleotide messenger RNA. RefSeq names its product adenosine kinase-like. Gene Ontology annotation, molecular function: adenosine kinase activity. The record is from RefSeq and is a predicted model, not a curated record. Gene Ontology annotation, cellular component: nucleus; cytosol. The transcript has 5 exons. Gene Ontology annotation, biological process: purine ribonucleoside salvage. NCBI's taxonomy places the organism in Eukaryota, Metazoa, Chordata, Actinopteri, Osmeriformes, Osmeridae. Bases 161 to 571 code for a protein of 136 amino acids.